Messenger RNA from Labrus bergylta (ballan wrasse), 3109 nucleotides. RefSeq names its product homeobox protein Hox-D9b-like. Gene Ontology annotation, biological process: anterior/posterior pattern specification; proximal/distal pattern formation; embryonic skeletal system morphogenesis. Lineage: Eukaryota; Metazoa; Chordata; Actinopteri; Labriformes; Labridae. Gene Ontology annotation, cellular component: nucleus. Gene Ontology annotation, molecular function: RNA polymerase II cis-regulatory region sequence-specific DNA binding; DNA-binding transcription factor activity, RNA polymerase II-specific. The record is from RefSeq and is a predicted model, not a curated record.
AGGGGAGGAUGUAAGCCACUAUACUAGCCCAUCUAACGUUUUACAGUCGCACUUAAGUGUCUUUUUAUUGAAAUAAUAAAAUAAACAUGUCGCUAACGAAUUAUUAUUCCAUGAUGGGGCUCCAGACUGAGGAGCCGUACGGUGCACAUUUCAUCCCGGGAGGCUUGCAGGGUUCGACGGCCGGCUGUGCGAAGCCAUCCCGGGGAGCUGAGGAGGAAGGGACCCCCGCCUCACACAUUCCGGAUUUUUCACAUUUUUCCAACAAACAAACGAGCUUAAAUGGCUUCUCUCCCUGGACUAACACCUCUACGUCCUCGUCGCCCUCUUCUCCGCAGCUGCAUUCCAACCCCGGCGCGUCCAUCCCCGGCCUUUUCCAUCCACAUCACCUUCUGACUCACCACCACCACCCGUACUACAGCCCGCAGACGCAGACCCACGCCGAGCACCUCGCAUCAUCGGCAGCUGCUGAGAGCAGAUUCGUCCGCUGCUGGGAGGGGGCGACUCCCUCUUCGGAGACCUCUCUGUCACAUACCGGUUUUCCCGGGUGUCUCCCUACUCAGGGUGACCUCUCCAAUUCGAGCCCGAGGUAUGACGCGGUAAAACCCGAGAGUUCGCCACCGCCACCGCCACACGAGGACAGCCCCGAGGACUCUAGCUUCGGCAGCCCAGCUGAGGUGGUCCUCGAGCGGCUUGGGACAGUUGAGGAGCUCGGUAGGAAGACGGAGCCCAAAAAGGAGGUAGAGGAGAGAAAACCUCAGCCACAGCUUGACCCGGAAAAUCCUUCAGCCAGUUGGAUCCAUGCCAAGUCCACUAGGAAGAAAAGGUGUCCUUACACCAAACACCAGACGCUGGAGCUGGAGAAGGAGUUUCUGUACAACAUGUACCUGACCAGGGACCGGCGCCUGGAGGUGGCAGGACUCUUAAAUCUGACUGAGAGGCAGGUUAAAAUCUGGUUCCAGAACAGACGGAUGAAGAUGAAGAAACUGAUGACCCGGGACAGGAGGAGUAUCAAUGAAUGAAUGAAUGGGUGGAUGGAUGAAUGAAUGAAGUAAAAAAAAAAAUGAAUGAAUGAAUGAAUGAACAAGGACUUUGGAAAAGAUGCUUGGGUUGUUUUAUCUGGGAUAUCAGUCAAGUUUACAGCUGGUGAAAGCGCUCCAAGCUGCCCCAAAAUGAAACCCACAGCUGGCUUAAUCAGCAGUUUCUAAGCAAGGGGACUGUGGAACCAACAUGGCCCCUUGAAAACUGCAGUGCUGAGAAUCUGCAGGGGAUACUAGUAGGAUGUGUGGUAAAACUCGUUGGAAACUUUGGAAAAAAUAUGGUCCUGUCUUAUCCUUUUGGCCUUUUCGUGGCCGGUCUUCUGAACUCUGGUGGAGAAUUCUUCCAUCUGCAUGUUGCAAAAUAAGGAUAGUAACCCUGUAACCUGGGGUAGUUGUAAAUAAAGCUCAGAAUCACAGCGAGAUCCAUAAAUCAAAUAAAAAAACACACUAGUUGAUAUCAAAGGCCGUGCUCAUUUCAAAAACACAUCUGUUUUUAGUUAUACAUCCCACGUGUCCAAAUCUUAAACUACUAGACACACACUUGACUUCACAUACUGUAAAUUGGCUUGUGCUUUCUGCCAAAAUCCAAAUCUUGUUUUGUGAUUUAGUGCCCAAACUAUCGUCCUUGUAAAAACUGCUUUCAGUGUGCCAGAUGAGACUGAACUGCAAGGCAACUAUCAAAGAUAAAUCCCUUGAGUGGGUUUAUGACCAAACACCUGUCUGUUAGCGACGGAAAAAACAGUCGCAGAGUGUUUAUCCAACAUUAGAAUAAAACACUUUAAGAACCGAAAUCCUAAACAAACAGAAGCCUGACACUUAAAACGGUCUAUUGCCUUAAGGAGAGGAGAGCAACACAAACCUCGAAAGAUUAAUGAGUGAGUUUCAGCAGUAUCGAAUGGAAAAAAAGGGAAAUAGUAGCAACUGAUUUACUGAACCCUCUGUUGGCUUUUAUUUGAAGGGAAAGAUGUUAUUAUUUCUGGUUAAAAAUAUGAAGUCAUUUGCAAGAACUGAAAGUACAUUUACUGUGGCUGCACUUACUGUGGAUGUGUUGUUAUUCAGCCUCAUUGCUUCUGGUAGACAAUAACACAACCCUGCAUCUGUCACAUGUCAAGUGUUCCACAAGAUGUUUAAUGCACAUGGUUGAUUACACCAUGAAAAGCAUCUGAAACUACAUGUUCUCAAUGUGAGUUUUUAAAAUAUGAUUUAUAAGGCAUUCAAAUGUUAUAAAUCACAUGUGCUACUUUGCAAGAGUUACUUCUGCUGAGAAAAAUGUCCUUUUACACUUAAAAAUCCAACAUCAUGCCUCUUUAGAGUAUUAAUUAACCACUUUAGACUAUAUUGUAAUAGGAAUGGAAACUUUAUUUCUGCUAGAAAGCUGAAUAGGCACACAAAAACAACAACAUUAAGGCGCGAGAUUAUAAUAGUGGCUGUGGGUGCUGUGCUGUAUCCAAUACAAUUUUAUAUCAGCUCUUGUCAGCAACUUGCCAAGAGAAAGGCAUUUGGUUUCUUUAUUCAGAAAAAAAAAGUUGUGACUUGUUGAAAUCCUGAGGUUAGUUGUAACAUGCAGAAAUGUGUUUUGAUAAUUUGGCUUAUUAAUAAUCUUAUACAGGAUUACCUCCAAAAAUGUAAGAUUAUGUACAAAAUGUUCAUACCUCUAUAUUCAGAGUAUGUGCAUAUUUACAUGCAAGCAUAAUUUGUAGUCCUAUAUUUUUUUUUUCCGAUUGAACAUACAUGUUUGUGUGUCAAAAAACAUUCACUAAAAAUAAUCACAUUUUGGGGGGAUUUUACAUAGCUUACCAUUUGUGUUUUUAAUCAGAGUUGCAGAUAACUAUGAAUAUAUGAAUUGUAAUCUUAGCUUGAAAGAUAAGUAUUAUCUUACAGCAGACAUGUAGGCUAUGUUAAAGUAUUUCGAGCGUCACAAUAAAAGAAACAUGCAAAUUACAAAGAAACUUUGGCGUGUUUCACAAAGUAUUUCGGCUGUGUCCAGGUGGGAUUUUCAGUCCAGAGAAACCUAAUACUGUGAAUCAUGUUCUUUCUUGCUUUCUUAUUCUAAUUUAAAAACGUGCUUCUGA